AUGCCGCUCCCAAUCAAGCCGUCUCGCAAGCGAUCUAAAACGGGCUGCCGUACUUGCCGGAUCAAAUGCGACGAAACGCCCGUAGCUUGCCGGAACUGCACCUCAGCCGGUCAACGCUUUGAUGGUUACGACUCCCACAGACUUCCGCCAAAACUCAAGUUAUCGGCAAAGUACAGCCGGAAAUUCCUGGAGCAAAAUGACAUUGAACCCGUUCUGGGGAGCCUCGAUUGGGCGGUGACCUCAGAUGAGCGCCGGAGUUUGUCCUAUUUCCAGUUCCACACCGUGCCAACCCUCCUUGGGUUCUUCGACUCAUUGAUCUGGCAAAAGCUUGUCCUACAGCUGAGUCAAAGCGAACCCCCGGUCUACCAUGCCGUCGUCGCGAUCAGCGCCAUUCAUGAGAACUGUGAAGCCAACGGAAUGCCACUAGCAGCGCCCGCGCCUCAUUCCGACAACCCUUGGCAGCAGUUUGCGCAGGACCAAUUGGCUCGAUCAAUCAAACUUUUGAAUCAGCGCCGAACCUCGCAGGACCCCCGGCUUCGUCAUACGAUCCUGGUUUGCUGUCUAUUGUUUGUUCUGGCGGAUCUGCUUCGCGGAUUCUACGAAAGUGCCUUUAGCCAUCUCCAAAGUGGUCUUUGUAUUCUACGAGACUCGCUGUUUGUCGGUCCACACACCAGUCUAAUUCCACGUCCGCGGACUCUGAAUGAACAAUGUCUGAUCGAGGCCUUUGGGAAUCUCGAUAUCUUAGCUGCGCACUACGAUUGCACCUUCCCUAUUCUUCCUGUCGAGAAACGCUUGAGGUCCACGCCAAGCAACACUCUUCCUCCGUCCUCGUCCUCUGCGACUCAAUUUCAUUCCAUCGCCGAAGCAAGAAUUGCUUUCGAUGCCCUUUUGAGCGAAUCAUACAAGUUCAGCGCCCCCACCAUGGGCAUGACAGAUGAACAAGUAGCAGCCAACUACUCCACUCUACGAAGCCAACAGCAUCAGGUUUGGGGGCAAAUGAACCUAUUCGCCACAUCCUUCCGCCCAUUCUACAAAACAGCACACCGCGAACUCUCCCUAAAAGACCAAAGAAGCGCUGACAUAAUAAAUAUCCAUUUAGUCAGUCUGCCGGUAUGCCUGAAAUCAUGCCUCCUAGGCAAGAACUUCGGCGCACUUGCCGAAUACACUGCUGAAUUGAAACGCGUAUGCGAUCUUGUGGAGGAUCUCAUGGCGAAGUUUCCCGUGCGUCCAUCCUUCACACUAGAGGCAGGCAUUCUCCCGCCCCUCUAUCUGUCAGCCCUAUUGUGCGUCGACUACCGUGUGCGAUGGCGUGCGAUCCAGCUUAUGCGUUCCUGGCCGCACCGUGAGGGUCCAUUUGAUUCCAACUGGCUGGCCUCGCUUGCUGAGGAAUCACUGCGUCUUGAUUUACUUACGCAGUGCACUAACAACGUAACGGAUCAACACACAGACCAGCAGGUUUCACGGAAUGGCUCGAUCUCAGGGCCUGAGAUGCUCCAAAGGCUGUCGGCCAUACGCAAGGAGAAGGUUGACAUGAUGCUGAGAACACGACGGCUGCACCGUGAUGCUGAGUUUGAUGUUUUGGAUGCUGUUGGUCUAGUGGAGGGGAUGGGUAGUUUGUCCUGUGUGCGGGCUUUCACUUCUGCCACGUCUAAAUUUGCCAGUUGGCAUUAG
Molecule: messenger RNA, 1671 nt
Organism: Penicillium brasilianum
Lineage: Eukaryota; Fungi; Ascomycota; Eurotiomycetes; Eurotiales; Aspergillaceae
Source: the annotation of a GenBank genome assembly